AUGUCCAACCUCCCUGAUCUCGAUAACCUCCAGGUGCCACUGGACCUUCCUUUUCCUGCUGCCACAAAACAGGUCGCUGGAGUGGUAAAUGGCAUAAAAACAGACGUGACGUGCAUCCAAUUUAGCGACAAAAUCCUGGUCACCGUAUCUCAAAACGGCCGACUUGGGCAUUGGCUGCAUGUACCGCUGGAGAAUAAAAACCCUGGGGAACAGGGUUUCCAUACAUUUUCUGAACCAGCUGAUGAUGAUCUUCUUCCAAUGAGUCGCUUGAUGGCCACCUCGCUGCUUGGGGGUCGAGCUCCUGGACAUGAAACAGUUGGUCAGCUCUACGCACGCCAGAUUGCAAGUGCUAUUGCAACAAAAACACCUGACGAGAAGCGAUUGCUUGUCGUCGGUCUUGGACUCGAAAGUGCAGAGGCGGACCGUGAGGUCUUUUUCGCCAUCAUCGAUCUUGUACUUCAAUGCAUCUGA
This is a messenger RNA of Aspergillus udagawae, 471 nucleotides long. RefSeq lists its product as uncharacterized. The transcript is spliced from 2 exons. NCBI's taxonomy places the organism in Eukaryota, Fungi, Ascomycota, Eurotiomycetes, Eurotiales, Aspergillaceae. The record is from RefSeq and is a predicted model, not a curated record. Gene Ontology annotation, biological process: proteasome assembly. The coding region runs from base 1 to 471 and encodes 156 amino acids.